AUGGCCACUCUUGCGCCGCCCGUGACGCAGAAUUCGACUGGCUCAAAGGGGCCAACGGCUAUGGUCUUUAUGAAUAUGGGGGGCCCAUCAACAACAGAUGAGGUGGGAGACUUUCUAAGCAGAUUAUUUGCUGAUGGGGAUCUUAUACCUCUUGGACGAUUACAAUCGUAUAUUGGACCACUUAUAUCCAGAAGAAGGACGCCGAAAAUUCAGAAACAAUAUGCUGCCAUUGGUGGUGGCUCGCCCAUUAGAAAGUGGUCAGAGUUGCAGUCCUCGGAAAUGUGCAAGAUUCUAGAUCAGACAUCUCCGGAAACCGCUCCCCAUAAACCGUACGUGGCGUUUCGAUAUGCGAAUCCGUUGACGGAAGAGAUGUAUGAAAGACUACUAGCGGAUGGCUUUGGUGGUGGAAAGGGAGGUAGAGCCGUGGCCUUUACUCAGUACCCGCAGUACUCCUGCUCAACCACUGGCAGUUCGUUAAAUGAAUUAUGGAAAUGGAGAAACAGACUUGAGGGCAAGAGGGCUACGGGCGAGACACAACCAGACGGGGCAAUCACAUGGAGUGUCAUUGAUCGAUGGCCAGCGCAUCCUGGUCUGAUUGAGGCUAUAGCCAAGAACAUCGAAGACCAACUCGUCACUUACCCAAUGGCCAAAAGGAAAGAUGUAGUACUGUUAUUCUCGGCGCAUAGCCUGCCUAUGAGCGUCGUUAACCGAGGAGAUCCAUACCCGGCCGAGGUCGCAGCCACUGUCUAUGCGGUGAUGCAAAGGUUGGGAUUUUCAAAUCCAUAUCGAUUGUGCUGGCAGUCACAGGUUGGCCCAUCAGCAUGGCUGGGUGCACAAACAAGUGAUACUGUUCGGGAGUACGUCAAGCGUGGACAGACAGACCUGGUGAUAAUACCGGUCGCGUUCACCAGUGACCAUAUCGAAACACUGUACGAGAUUGAUCAAGAAGUUAUGCACGAAGAUGCCAAGGGUUAUCCAGGAGUGAAACGGGCAGCAAGCUUGAACGAUAGUCCUAUAUUCAUCCAAGCUCUGGCAGAUCUUGCGCGCGAUCAUCUCCAGAGCGGUGAAAGCUGCUCGAGGCAGAUGGCCCUACGCUGUCAAGGAUGCACCAGUGAAAGGUGUUUGGAGCAGAAAAAGUUCUUCGUGGGCCAGAGCAACCUAUUAUCAGUACUAUAG
Molecule: messenger RNA, 1176 nt
Organism: Endocarpon pusillum Z07020
Lineage: Eukaryota; Fungi; Ascomycota; Eurotiomycetes; Verrucariales; Verrucariaceae
Product: Ferrochelatase
Exons: 2
Coding region: 1-1176 (391 amino acids)
Biological process (GO): heme biosynthetic process
Molecular function (GO): protoporphyrin ferrochelatase activity
Source: RefSeq, a predicted model, not a curated record